This is a messenger RNA of Vairimorpha ceranae, 2271 nucleotides long. Its product is annotated as proteasome regulatory subunit 2. Gene Ontology annotation, biological process: proteasome-mediated ubiquitin-dependent protein catabolic process. Bases 1 to 2271 code for a protein of 756 amino acids. Lineage: Eukaryota; Fungi; Microsporidia; Nosematidae. Gene Ontology annotation, cellular component: proteasome regulatory particle, base subcomplex; nucleus; proteasome storage granule. The transcript has a single exon. The record is from RefSeq and is a predicted model, not a curated record.
AUGCAGUCCCUUAAAAUUUUACCAAAUAUAAAAUAUCUCUUAGAAAACAAUAAAGAACAGGAAGCUAUAAAUAUUAUUACGCCAAAUAUAGACACUUUAGCUUUGUACCUUAAAGAUUGCUUAGGAUUGUUUACUGCUUCUACUAAAGAAUCAUCACUUUGUCUUUCUAAAAUACACUUUAUAAAUCAAAAUUACGACCAGUCAAUAAAAUUCGCUAUAAAAGCCGGUAACCUUUUUUUAGAAGAUAAAACAUUUUUUUAUAAAGCACUUGUUGACAGAAUGAUGUCCUGUCUUUUAAUAGACACAAAUCAUUUUUGUAAACCUUUUAUAUUAGAUUUAAUUAAAAAUGAUAUACUUUCUGACAGUUAUAUUGGAUUUUUAUUUUCUAUAAAAGAAUACGAAUUAUUUGAAAUGGCACUUAGUAAACAAAUGUCUAAUAAAGAUUUACUAUCAUUUUUAAUUAAUGAAAUACAAGAUAAAAAUAUGUUUUAUAAAUCUAUUAUUAAUAUACAAAAUAAAGAGACAGAACAAGCAUUAUUUCUUUUAAUAGAUGCGUAUGCCUAUUUUAACAUGACAGCGCAGUUAAAAAAUCUUCUCUUGGAAAUGGAAUCUAAAGAUAUUUGUUUAUGUUACACACUCUGUUUCUACAUCGACGAGUGUUACAAAUUGGAUCUACAAGUGGAAAAUCAAAAUAUGAUGCGAAUACUUAACGGGACAUUUAAAAAAGAAAUUUUUAAUAAAUUUCGAGUAGAAAAUAAUCUAACAAGUUUUAAACUCCUAGAUUCUAUGACUAAAUCUUUAACCUCUCAUGUUUCUUUUGUAAAUUCAUUUAUGAAUCUAGGUACUACUAAUGACACGUUUUAUAGAAAUAAUUCGGAUGUAUUUGGAAGGUUAAAUGAAUGGGCUAGAUAUUUAGAUGUUGCGAAUUUAGGAAUGAUACAUUAUAAGAAUGAUAAUCCUUAUGAUGUACUAAAAAAUUAUAUUCCUAAUGAAUCUAAUAAUAAAGAAGGGGGAUCUUUACAAGCCUUAGGAUUAAUUAAUAACGGGUCUUAUAAUGAAGCAGAUAACGAGUUACUAUUGUAUUUUUUAGAUUCAAUAGAUACACUUACUGAUGAACUUGCAUUUGGUUCGUGUAUGGGACUUGGUCUUAUAAAUAUUGGUUCUAAUAAUAAAUAUAUUAUUAGUGCUUUAAUUAAACUUGCUAAGGAAAAGAAUACUAUCUACGGAGAGGCGGCUACUAUAGGAAUGGGAUUAAUUGGAUGUGGAACGUGUGAAAAAGAACUUUUGGAUCAAUUGCGCUGUAUUGAGGAAGAUACAGAAUAUCAGCGCGUAAUACGAAGCAUAGGAAUAGCCAAUGCACUACUAGUAGCAUUUACAAGAAAAGAAUACAAUUUUACUAAUAAAUUUGGAGAUGUACUAAGUCUAGGAACUGCUUUUGUAGGUACUGGUAGCCUAGAAAUAAUUUCUAAGGUUUUACCAUUUAUUAAUCAUGAAGAUGAUGAUGUGAAAAGAAAUGCCAUUAUAGCAUUAGGAUUUAUUUGUUGUAUGGAACAUAGUCUUUUACUUGAUACACUUGAGCCUUUAGCCGAAAAUCAUAAUAACGCUGUUAGAUCUGCUGUAGGAUUAGUAUUAGGAUUUUUCUUUUCAGGUACUGGUAAUGAAAGGGUAUGUGAUUUACUUGAAGGUUUAAUGUAUGAUACUAAUUCAUUAGUAAAGCAAUCUGCUCUAAUUGGUAUGGGUUUUGUUAUAAUGCAAUGUAAUGAUACUUUAAUUAAAAAUUAUAAAAGAAUUAUCGGUAAAUUCAAUAAAGUGAUUGUAGACAGAUCUGAAGAAGGAUCAGUCAAGUUUGGUGCUGUUAUUGGAAGAGGAAUUAGUGAAGCGGGAGGUAGAAGCAUUAUUUUUAGUAUUACUAACAUGUUUAAUAAAAUUACUAAAGAGAGAUUAGUAGGAGCAUUAAUGUUUUUUAAUUAUUGGUAUUGGUAUCCUUAUAUUAAUUUUAUAUCUUUGAAUUUGAAAGAGACUGGUUUCUUUGUGUUUGAUGAAGAUUUACAGUUAGUUGAUAAAAGCUUGAAAUAUAACGGAAACUACGAUAAUAUUUUAAUUAAAGUACCAGAUGUUAAAAAGAGUAGGAAAUUUAAAGCUAAACCGGCGGUAGAAGAAGAAAUAAUAACUAAGGCCGAUGAAAAUAUUCAAUCAGGUAAAAGAUGCACUUUAUUACAAAUGAAAGAAUGUGGUAUUGAGUUUCCGGGUGUUUUUUUUACUAAAAAAUAA